AUGAAACAAAUCGACGCCAGCAAUGGUCAGGUGUUUGCAGUGGAUUUCCAGGGCAACGUGUACACCAGAAGGGCUGAAUCCUGGGCCAGAGUGCCAGGGAACCUUGGCCACGUCACUGUGGGUGCGGCUGGAGUCUGGGGAGUUGGCAAGGACCAAAAACUUUAUCGAUUGGUUGACGGAUCCUGGGCUAUGUUGGCAGGACUGCUGAUGCAAGUCGAUGUUGGUGGGGAUCAGAUUUUGGCCGGGGUUGACAGAAGCAACAAUAUAUUUUGUUCCAACAAGAAUGCCACAGUCGCAGCAGCCAGCUUUUCCACCCCAGCUUACAGUCAAAUCCACGGCAAGAUGAAGUAUUACUCCUGUGGACCCCAGACUUGCUGGGGCGUCAACGCUAGGGGCUACAUCUACUGCCGAUUGCACGUCCACCCAAAGGCCUGCAUUGGAUCGCAUUGGCGGAGGGUAUCUGGCAGAUUCUUGAUGGUUGAGGUUGGAACGGAUGGCACUGUCUAUGGAAUAGGACACACUGGGAUGAUCUUUCGCAGAGUUGGGAUCUCUACAAGGAAACCCGAAGGGACGAAAUGGGUCCUCCUUCACUUCUUGGGCAGGAGGUUCCGGCACGUUUCGGCCGAUCUCGGAACUCUCUGGCUGGUAGAGACCAAGGGUACCAUCAUUCGUUGCCACUGAAGUCGUGAGAGUGGCACCAGCACGGAGGAAACCAUUUGGCAGAAUAUUGCAGUUUUGUGAAAGAGAAGUUCCCUCUAUCUGUCUAUGUCUCUGUGUCUGCUGGAUUUUGAAUUAAAGUGUGGCUCU
Messenger RNA from Carcharodon carcharias (great white shark), 807 nucleotides. RefSeq names its product fish-egg lectin-like. Bases 1 to 681 code for a protein of 226 amino acids. The record is from RefSeq and is a predicted model, not a curated record. NCBI's taxonomy places the organism in Eukaryota, Metazoa, Chordata, Chondrichthyes, Lamniformes, Lamnidae. The transcript is spliced from 3 exons.